Messenger RNA from Nannospalax galili (Upper Galilee mountains blind mole rat), 2678 nucleotides. RefSeq names its product TSPY like 2 (gene Tspyl2). The record is from RefSeq and is a predicted model, not a curated record. The coding region runs from base 162 to 2213 and encodes 683 amino acids. NCBI's taxonomy places the organism in Eukaryota, Metazoa, Chordata, Mammalia, Rodentia, Spalacidae. Gene Ontology annotation, biological process: nucleosome assembly. Gene Ontology annotation, molecular function: chromatin binding; histone binding. The transcript has 7 exons. Gene Ontology annotation, cellular component: chromatin; nucleus.
UGGGAGUGGGGCAGGCGCUUUGGGAACGGACGUCAGAGCGAGGCGGUGAGCAGAGCUGGUCGCGUGAGGUGUGGCGGCUCCACUUCAAGUGUGACUGGUGGCGACGGCCCGGCCGGGAGCGGAGACUCCAGUGCAAUUCCCCGAGCUUCGAGCGGGUCGCCAUGGACCGCCCUGAUGAGGGGCCUCCAGCCAAGACCCCCCGCUUGAGCAGCUCGGAACCCCCUCGGCGAGACCCGCCGCCCCCACCUCUUCUGCGACUGCCUCUGCCUCCACCCCAGCAGCGCCCGAGGCUCCAGGAAGAAACCGAGGCUGCACAGGUGCUGGCUGACAUGAGGGGGGUGGGCCCCACUCUGCCCCCACCACCACCCUAUGUCAUUCUUGAGGAAGGUGGGAUCCGCGCGUAUUUCACCCUGGGUGCUGGGAGUCCUGGCUGGGAUCCUGCAGUUGAGUCAGGGUUUGGGGAGACCCCUCCCACAGGGUUCGUGGAAGCACUCCCCCCUUCUGAAACCUCUGGAGGAAGCCUGGAAAUUGACUUUCAGGUUGCGCAGCCCAGCAGCUUUGCUGGAGAGAAAGCCCUAGAAACCUGUAGCUUUGGGGGGUGGGGGCCCCAGAUGUUAGUCGGUCCAAAGAGAAAGGAAGAGGCUAUCAUCAUAGUUGAAGAUGAGGAUGAGGAGGAACAAAGUGUGAGGAGGAGGCGGUGGAGGAGGAGGAGGAGGAGGAAGCAGAGGAAGGCGAAGAAAGAAAGCAAAGAGAGGAGUGCCCAGAGGAUGGAGAGCAUACUGCAGGCGUUGGAGAGCAUUCAAAUGGACCUGGAGGCGGUGAACAUAAAGGCAGGCAAGGCCUUCUUGCGUCUCAAACGCAAGUUCAUCCAGAUGCGAAGACCGUUUUUGGAGCGCAGAGACCUCAUCAUCCAGCACAUCCCAGGCUUCUGGGUCAAAGCAUUCCUCAACCACCCCAGAAUUUCAAUCUUGAUCAACCAACGUGAUGAAGACAUUUUCCGCUACUUGACCAAUCUUCAGGUACAGGAUCUCAGACAUAUCUCCAUGGGUUACAAAAUGAAGCUGUACUUCCAGACAAAUCCUUACUUUACAAACAUGGUGAUUGUCAAGGAGUUCCAGCGCAACCGUUCAGGUCGGUUGGUGUCUCAUUCCACCCCAAUUCGCUGGCAUAGGGGCCAGGAACCCCAGGCCUAUAAUCGCAGGAACCAGGACACCAGUGACAGCUUCUUCAGCUGGUUCUCAAACCACAGCCUUCCAGAAGCUGACAGAAUUGCUGAGAUUAUCAAGAACGACCUGUGGGUUAAUCCAGUACGCUACUACAUGAGAGAAAAUGGCUACAGGGCAAACAGAAAGAAGAAAGAAGAGAAGGAAAGUAAAGCCAAGCAUCAAUAUGAAAUGGUGAUCAUGGAGGAUGCUCAUGACCUUUAUGCCGUGGAAGACAUUCUCAGUGACAUCUCAGACAUUGAAGAGAUCACUGACAAUGAGACCAUGCAUGACAUCAAGAUCUCUGACUUCAUGGAGACCACCGACUAUUUCGAGACCACUGACAAUGAGAUAAAUGACAUCAGUGAGACCUUGUAUGACAGUGACCCUAAUGAGAGCCCCAACAAUAAGAUCACUAACAACUAUGAGAGCGCUGCUGCUGCUGCUGCUGCUGCUGCUGCUGCUGCUGCUGCUGCUGCUCAGAGUCUAGACAACAGUGAAAACCCAGAAGAGGAGAGCACCUAUGGCAGUGCGAAUCCUGAAGACACAAACCUAGAAGGUCCCAACCAGCAGAGCACUGGGAACAACCAAGACAGCAGUGAUAGUGACAAUGGAGAUGAGGCCAGUGAUGAUGAAGAUAAUGAUGGCAAUGAAGGUGACAAUGAGGGCAGUGAUGAUGAUGGCAAUGAGGGUGACAAUGAGGGAAGUGAUGAUGAUGACAGAGACGUCAAAUACUACAAGAAUGACAUUGAAGUCUUUGACAAGGAUCUGGAUAACAGCACCAGCCAGGAUGAAUAUGAGGAUGAGGUAGAAAUCAUCUCUGAUGAAUCAGUGGAGGAAGAGGAAGAGGCCGGUGAGGAAGGCAGCCAGCAAGGCGAGGACUUCUAUGAAGAAGAACACAUCUAUGGGGAAGGAAGUGAAGUCUACUCAGAAGAUUCUGACAUUCAGGAGGUGCUCCUGCAGGUCCCAAACGUUUUGACCAGCCUGGGCAAGAAGGGGAAAAUCGGAUAAAUAUCUUACCCUUUGGGGGCUCUCUCUAUAUCCCCCCAUCCCCUACCCCAUUUGCCCUCUUCUUCAGCUAGGGCUAUGCGGCCCCACAUAGCACUUCUGGGGGGGACUACCGACUUACACGGGUUUAAAGUUUAUUUUUAUGGUUUAGUAAUUGCAGAGUUCUUAUUUGGAGGGGGGUUACUCCUUUUUUGGCCCUCCUCCCCUGCAGGCUUCUGUGUGCUGCUAAUCGUAUUUAUUGUGAUGCCUUGGUCAGGGCCCCUCUCGCCCCCUUCUCUUUAGCAUAGGCCCCAGCCCCUCUCCCCGUGAUGUGCUGUGCUGUGUGGACACCCUUAUCCCUAAGUGGGGAGGGUCACUGUGGCCUUCGUCACAACUGCGCAGUGGCCUCUAGGCUCUUCUACCACCCACCCCUCCGAAAUCUCUCCCAACAACCCCCUCUUCUCCCAGCUUCUGCCACCCCCCCGUCCC